GGGUACGUUGUUUGGGCCCCUUGAAAAUUGCAGCCUUGGGCAACUGCCUGAGCCCGUAGGGAGCUUGAGAUGCCGACUUAGCCGUCCUCGAAGCCUGCUGAGUCGGCGGCGGCCCAUCCUCGCCCAUGCGACGGAGUCAACGGCGGUUGUGUGGGGGUGUCUCCAUGCAAAGUGGAGCAAUGCAAUUAUUUAACUAGCCUAUGUGUAAGGUAUGUCUGCGUCCUCAAAAAACGGACAAUGUGUUUAUUCAUUUGAAGACGUAUCACCCAAGUGAUUAUCCUCGAGAGGGCAUUUUGUUUAUUUUGUAUCUUGUACCUCAAAAAAUACAGCAGCACAGACCCAGCUCUUUUAGAUCCACCGAGCCUGCGCUUGUCUGUGAAACUACCAAAAUCCGGUCUAACCCGCCUCCAUGCAGAUUUACCCCGCCCGCCAUGUCAGAUUUAUGCUGCUCACGAAAAUAGGGCCCUUGAAAUCAAAGUAAUUCAGUUAGGACCUUGCAGUUAGAUAUGGGUCUCCUGUGAAAUAUCCACCCCAUCUCACACACCCCAAUCCACUCCUCAGGCAGGGUUUUGUCUGCUUGUGACUUUGCAUGCAAAUUUAAUCAUUUUGAUUUAACUACUCGAAAUGCAUUCAGAGGCAUGCAUGUCAAUCGCCAUUUGAAGUCUAGAUACAAUCCAACAAACAAAAACAGAUAUGCUUUUUAUUUUUCAAUAAUCUUGUCUUUCUCUUUGACAGACCUGUUCGACUUCCUCUCCAACCUUGGACUACAGAAAUAUUAUCCGAACAAACUCACUCUUCAGUCUCUUUUGGAAGUCAACAAAAGCAGCAUAUACGAAACAGUUGUUUUAUCAGCAGAUGAAAUACCAUUUUGUUUCCUCAGAAAACUGCUUAAAAUCGAUGCUGGGUGCAGGAACUGUACGCAGAUAUUAAGCAGUUCUGAGGAAACCGAAGACAGCCUUGACCAACUGGACAUUUACACAGCAUGUAACUCAGAAAACACAGUUCAUCCUCUUGACCUGAUAGUAGGUCUAUUUCUUUGUGCUGACAGCUUCUUACAGCAGGAAAUGGCCCUGAAGAUGUCGUUAUGCCAGUUUUCUGUCCCCUUGCUGUUGCCCCACUGCAACAACAAUCAGUGUACUCUGAUGCUAUGGGCUCUGAGAGAAAUUGUGAAGGAGUGGUGUCCGCAUGAUUUGUGUCAGACCAGAGGAUUUGUUGAGAACAACAUUGUGCAAGCAACGAUACCAUUCUUUUCCUUUGUGAGGCUAAAGAACUGCAGUUUAUCCAAAUCUCAGUUUUUAAAUCACAUCCUCAGCUGUGGCCAGCAGAAUCACAAUAUAUUUAUACACAGAGACAUGGAAGGAGGGGCACGGACUAGAAAAAUUUCAAAUACGUUAGUGGAGGUUUGCUGGUUCCUUCCUUGUGGGAGAGAGAAUCUUGACAUAUUCCCAGAGCCAAUUACGUUUGCUAAUUUGCGAGGAGAUAUUUGUGAGUCACUCGCACAAUUUUCUUUUCUUUAUGAAGUGUCCAAUGCAGUUUUUGUAUUUUUGGACAAAAUUGAAGACAAGGAGCACAACAUUCUGACAGCUCUUCAAGAUGCAAAAUCCAAACUCCAUUUUGUUGUUAAUCGCAAAGAGGGUGCCUGUGAGGAUAUGAUGUCUGUCAAGAAAACACUGCAAACGCUGAAUUUACCAAAUAGCAGUGUUAAAAUCAAAGACUCAAGAGUGAAUGUGGCAGAGUUUUCUCAGAGACUUUGUGGAGCUAUCAAGAACUCACUGCUUCACAUAAAACACACAAUGAGUAUAGAAAAAAUGCUUGACAAAGCAAUUGACUUGGGUCUGUCUGUGGAUGAAAACAACACUCUUGACCAGAAAAAAACUGCUAAAGAUAUUAUGAGGGGUAUUAGUGUACGAAGUAUACCACACUACAAGAAACAACAACUUCCUUUGCAAGGAGAACAUUGGAAGAGAUUAUCACAACUGGAGAUGAAAGAAUGCAGAAUGAUUGAUGUUGGCACUGAGGGUGCUGAGCAUUAUAAAGCUCAGCUACGGGCAGAGAAAAGACACACUUGGGAAGAGCAAAACAAGCAAAAAUUGUCGCAAGGAAUGCAAGAUUUUAUUGACAUCUUAGCAACAAGCAACAAAGAGAAAAUAAAUGUUUUCUUAAAGUGGAUGAAGUUCAUAUUUAAUACCCAUUCUCGUGAAAAAUUGACUGCCCUGCGUAACAAGUUCAAAGAGCAAUGCAGAAAUAAGGAUGCCAAACUCAUUGCAGAGAUUGAUCAAGAUUUGCUGGAUAGCUCUUUAGGAGUAGAGCAUUACAUGAGAGAAAUGGGACUAAACUAUGAGGUUUCCAUGCAAUCAGGAGAUGCCACAGAUAAAUUCUCCUAUUUGCCUGCUAUAGCUGCUGAAAUGCUGUUGGACGGGUAUCCAUUGGAGCUUUUGGAUGGAGACGCUUCAAACAUCCCAGAGAAGUGGGUGACAGCCGUGCUAAUGGAGCUUCACAAGAAGGUUGGUGAGAAGAGCAGGCUGAUAGUACUAACCGUGUUGGGUGUUCAAAGUACUGGAAAAUCAACUCUUCUCAACACCAUGUUUGGUGUUCAUUUUCCGGUCAGCAGCGGCAGAUGUACAAGAGGGGCCUAUAUGCUUUUCAUCAAAGUUGGAGACGAUACACAAAUUGAGUUGGGUUGUGACUUCAUCCUCCUCAUUGAUACUGAAGGUCUGAAAUCCCCUGACCUUUCACAACUGGAAGAUAGUUAUGAGCAUGACAACCAACUGGCAACCUUUGUCAUAGGCUUAAGUGAUGUGACCAUUAUCAACAUUGCAAUGGAGAAUGCAACUGAAAUGAAAGAUGUCCUGCAAAUUACUGUCCAUGCCUUCAUGAGAAUGAAACAAAUUGGAAAAUAUUCAGUUUGUCAUUUUGUGCACCAAAAUGUUGCUGGAGUUUCAGCUCAUGCCAAAAACUUGACAGAGAGACAACAUCUAUUGGACCAACUAAAUGAAAUGACCCAAAUUGCAGCUGAAAUGGAGAGACAGCCUUCGAUUCAAGCAUUCACAGAUGUGCUCAACUAUGACUUGGAAAAAAACAACUGGAACAUCCCAGGACUUUGGCAUGGAACGCCUCCAAUGGCACCAGUAAACACUGGUUACAGUGAAGCUGUAGCAGAGUUCAAGAAAAAUCUUCUGGAGUCAGUAGGAAAAGGAAGGAGUAAUGAUGUCUCAAAGAUCCCAGAGUUUCUAGAAUGGAUGCGUAGUCUGUGGAAAGCGGUUAAAUAUGAGAACUUCAUCUUUAGUUUCAGAAACACACUUGUGGCCCAUGCUUAUGACAACCUGUGCAAAGAGUUUGCCCAGUGGGAAUGGGAGAUGCGAAAAGCACUCCUCUCCUGGCAGACAGCAGCAGAGUCAGAAAUCUUAAAUGCUAACAAUGAGGCUGGAUGGGAAACAUGGGAUACAUUAGUCAAGUUAAAGAAAUCGGAACUAUCCGUAAAAAUUCAAUUCCAAAAAAAUAAAUUCAAUGAGAAACUUUUUGACUAUUACAGAAAGAAAGACAGACGUGUACAUUUGAUAGAGAAAUACAAAACUGACUUUUUCAAUAGUAUCACAUGUGUCUCAAAUGAUAUUCAACAUUCAGUGAAUACUAAAUUGGACAAAGUCUUUGAGCUAAAAAUUGGUUUGAAAAAGGCACAGGAUAUACAACAGGAGUACCACGUUGUGAUUGAAGAGAGAGUCAUGGAACUUCUGCAUGACUUCAAAGACUUGAGACUGUCUGAUGACCAACUGAGAGAGGAGUUUGACAAAAUGUGGGCUACAGCUACUGCCAAUGUAUCUACACUCAAAGAGCAAGAUAUACCUGCAUUCAUUCUUACCCAACUGAAGAAAAAUGUCUCACAUCGGAACGUGAACGAGAACUUACAACAUAUUGAAAACCUAAAGGAUUUUGGAAUGGACCCAUUUAAGACCAGAGGUGACCAUGUCAACACCUUUAUGGCGAAAGUUCAAAAUUUGUGCAAAGGAGAUUUACAGAUAUUUGCAGACAAUGUCAUCGAGACAGCCACCCAGUUUAUUCUUGAUAAAACUAAGUCAAAUGGUGAUUACCAUGAUUCGCUCUCAAGAGAUCUUCUGCAGAGGGUUGAUGAAUUGGUUAAUCAAGGUUACAGAUGUCACCAAACCAACACUCAGUUUGAGAUUGACAUCAAACUCCAUAUUUGUGGCAUUGCUGCAAGAAAAUUCCUCGAGCUGCACCAAAGAUUCUUGUCAAAUAAUGAUCCCCGAACACAGUUGGAAAAGUGCAGGCACCAAUACUUGUCAGACUUUCUGGAUUUAUACAACAAUACCGAUCAUUGCCAACGCAAAGCAAAUGAUUUUGUCCAGCUUUGUAUCCAACCGGCUGUUGAGGAUUGCAUCAACAGAUCUUUGGGAAUUGAAAUUGUUGAUGAAAUUUUGACAAGCAGUCGUUCAAUGAUGUACAGUUCACGCUCUUGUUUCCAAUACAAACUUCAGAAAGAAUUACUGCUGAAAGAUGAUUUCAAGAGUUUUGUCAAGUACAUCUGUCACUAUGAAACAUACGUUAAGGAUCAGAUACUUCUUCACAUCUGUCAACAAAUGGAAAAGGACAAGACAUUGUACAAAUUAAAGAAGAAGAAUCUGGAGGUUGUAGUUUGUAAAUUAAUAAAUGCAAUAAAGCAGGCCUCAAAUUUUACAUCAGAAGACGAUGCGAACAUUCCAAAUCUAGUCAACGAAAUGCGUAAAUAUCUAAUUAAAGACAUUGUAAUCGCAGAGGAGGCACAAAAACGCAGUCUGUUUCAGAUCCAAAGCACAUGCCAUUCAUUUACACAAAGCUUCAUUGCAUCUUUGAAUACAUUAAAGGACACAUUCCUUGUUGAAUUCGCCAACACUGAAGACAUAACUGAAAGUCUAAAAAAACUUGCAGUAAAACCACAGAAUGAGCUAUUCGAGAGAAUAAUUGGAUGUGGACAGCAGUGUCCAUUUUGUAAAGUUCCUUGUGAAGCAGGUGGCAAAGAACACAAGAAACAUCAUGCGGCUGUGCAUCGACCACAGGGGCUUGGAAGAUACAGACAUUAUUCAACUGAAGUCCUGGUUGAAUCUCUGUGUACAACUGAUGUGCAGAGUCAUUGUACAUUUAUAAUGUAUGGGGAAACUACGGAGUGGGUUCAAUACAGAGACUAUAAUACCGUCUAUCCUGACUGGCACAUACCCCCAGACCCCACAAUGGAAGCGUCUGAUUACUGGAAGUAUGUACUGGUACGCUACAAUAUUCAAUUUGCUAGGGAGUAUCAGGCCAACCCAGCAAAAGUUCCAGAGGCCUGGAAAAGAAUCACAAAGCGGCAAGCACUGAAGGGUUUGAAGGAUUCUUUCAGCAUAAAAUAAAGUAAUGCAGUCUGUAAAAGUGUGAGGUAAAAAGGAUAUGCAGUGUACACGGGUAGUGCAGUUGCUGGCCUAAAUGGCGCCCUGUGUGAAGUCGCCCCUCGGCACCUAGAUAGCGCACCCUCAAUCUAAUCGUCAACACGGAGGGUGCUGACAGAAGUUUUACCACGUUUUAGUCCUGUCCCAUAAUCUGAUGAUCACUUUCAGCAAUAACUUUCACCUUCAAAUAUGAUCAUCGAUGGCUGGGGGGGUGUGAUGGGGGUUUGGAGUGCUGAUGUAAAUGUUGAAAUUUGUUAUAUUAUAUGACAUUUUCAAACAGAGUGUUGCCUUGUGAGGUUGCACACUUCGCACAUGCCAAUUUCCGCCACUGUACCCGGGUGAGGAUUACAGAAAGAUGCAACAGAAGAAAAGAGAAAUUUGCCGCACUGUCAAGAAUGGAAUUUGCACUUAUCAUGAAAUGUUUUAGAAACUGUGAACAUAAUGCAUCAUUAUGCCAAGGUAGUAAAUCAUUGAGGAUGUGUUUUUUGUGUUUUUGUUGUUGUUGUUUGAUACACCCGAUAACACUAUGAAUGGAUCAAAUGAGAAUGUUUUUAAUACAAUAAAAUGUAUUAAAUCAA
Phyllopteryx taeniolatus (common seadragon) is the source of this 5995-nucleotide messenger RNA. Its product is annotated as up-regulator of cell proliferation. Gene Ontology annotation, molecular function: GTP binding. NCBI's taxonomy places the organism in Eukaryota, Metazoa, Chordata, Actinopteri, Syngnathiformes, Syngnathidae. The transcript has a single exon. The record is from RefSeq and is a predicted model, not a curated record. The coding region runs from base 639 to 5381 and encodes 1580 amino acids.